GCGGGGCCGCGCCCGCCGCCGCCGCCCAUGACCCUGCGCUCCGCCGAGUCCCUGGAGAGCGCGGAGAGCUCCGGGGAGCGCUGGGGGCACCCCGGGGCGGCGGCCCCCGUUGCCGAGGAGUGCCGUGAGGCGGAGCAGCUGGCCGCGGCUAUGGAAGAGCUGCGGCGGGCAGGAUGGUACUGGGGCAACAUGACUGUUGCUGAAGCCAAAGAAAGGUUACAGGAUGCCCCCGAAGGGACCUUUUUGGUUAGGGAUAGUUCGCAUUCAGAGUAUCUACUGACUAUAUCCGUAAAAACAUCAGCGGGACCGACCAAUCUACGUAUAGAAUAUCAAGAUGGCAAGUUUAGACUGGACUCCAUCACUUGUGUCAGAUCUAGACUUAAACAGUUCAACAGCGUUGUGCAUUUGAUUGAGUACUAUGUUCUUAUGUGCAAAGAUAGAACUGAAACACCUUCAAAUGGAACAGUUCAUCUUUACUUGAACAAACCCCUCUAUACGUCUGCUCCAUCUCUGCAACACCGCUGCAGAAUAGCUAUAAACAAGAGCACAAAUCAGAUCUGGGAGCUGCCAUUACCAACAAGACUAAAAGAGUACUUGAAAGAGUAUCAAUACCAGGUAUAAAUACAUUUUCUAAAUGCCUCUAACACAGAGUAACUUUUGAAUGCAAUUCUUAAAAUCAGCCAAAGAACUGAGUAACCAGUUGUACAACUCGGCAUGGAAUUCACUAUCAAAACAGUGGCAGUUCUGAGGGAAAGGUUUUUAUUUCAGAUGCUACAAAGGGAGACUUUAUGUAAAAUAAUCCUAGUUUGCAUCCUUGGGGGUUUGACAAGGUGGCAUGCUAUUCUUGCGAGGAGAGAGAAGCCAGGAAUCUGUCCAGAUUGUGUUGCUUUGUCAAUAAAAUGCUGCACUAGCUAUCAAAUGCUUACUGAAGCAGUGGGACCGGGAGAGAUUUCAUAAGUGGUCAGAGACAUAAGAGAGUUUACAAGUAUCUCAGUUGUCUGAUUCCAAGAUGAAUUUGGUGCUGGUGUUCAUAUAAUCCUAAAAGCUUAACUAGAUCACACUGUGAUAAUCUUACUAAAGUUAUGCAACUAAUCAAAUCCAGUCAGAAAAAUGAUCAUGCAUUCAGUUUUUAUUGAACUACUCUCCUGCUUUUCUGUAAGCAAAGGAGUACUGUAAAUAAUGAGUCUAAAAUACUGUUUUUCAAAGUUCUCUGAAAGCUGACCUUAAGAGGAAAUGCUACAUCUUUCACAGGAACCCAGUAUAUUGCUGAUUAUACCAGAUUGGUAUCCCAGAAUCCUUAACAUGUUAACAUCUUCACAGUGGUGAUGUAUCCAUGCUAUUAUUAUUAAGCCUCUUUUGGUUGAGGCUUUAGAACUAUAUGCUUCAGACUUGCAGUUUCAAUGUCAAGACAUGGAUUUCAGCAGUUACAUGUGUCUUCUACAGUGUAGAAUGUUUUCUUCAGGCUGUUUCCCAAAAUGUGGGGAAAUACGAUGUGGAUUUUUUUAAGGGGGUUGGUUUACCUUUUUCUUGUUUUUUAUUUUCUUUUUCUUUAUUUCUUUUUAUUUCAUUUUAUUUUAUUUUAUUUUAUUUUAUUUUUUAACUUUCAAUUCACCAUUGUAGCUAUCAGAUGAUUACUCAAUAAAGUAAAUCAAAGUGCACAACUAUCUCCCAAUCUUUGUAUGUAUGGAUUUGCUACUAUUCAGGAAAGAGUGUUCUUAUAUGGGAACUUAUAUAAUUUCCCAGCUAAUACUCAGAUAAAUGCACAUGUAUCACUGAGGAUGAAUACCCCUGUUUUGCCUUUGUGGUGCUGCUCAAAAGUAUAGCUGGAUUACAUUCAGAUUAGUGGCUUAGAGGCUACCUGCUGAAUUCCUGUAGUUGGGUAUUAGCAUAGGACACUGCUUUUUCUGUUACAGUAGUCUUCCAAACAGGAAGAGAAGACUAAGACCCUCAGUACCCAUUCUUCAGCCCAAAUGUAAAGUAUUUAAUAGAAAAAAUACACAGGACAAGAAUAAUAGGAGAGCGGUAAAAAGAGAAGCAAGGACAUGGACUCAUCCUUAGUCAACAAAUUAAUAGUUUUAAUUAUUUCCCUAGCUUAUUUGUUAAUUAAAGCAAAGAGACCUGUACUUGAACAAGGAGGGUUGUCAAGACUUGCUGUAAUCUAGCUUUGUCCAGGCUGAAAUAGAAACAACAUAAAAUAAUCCUGUUUUCUUUGUGACUUAACUGCUGUGCUGUACUGUCAGGACAUUCUGUCCCUUCUCAUAAACUCUGGGGCACCAACCAGCUUAUUUAUUGCAUCUAAACUCCCAGUGUUAUACACUCAGUUUUGUCUGUAACAUGCU
Messenger RNA from Pseudopodoces humilis (Tibetan ground-tit), 2339 nucleotides. It is a transcript of the gene SOCS2, whose product is annotated as suppressor of cytokine signaling 2. NCBI's taxonomy places the organism in Eukaryota, Metazoa, Chordata, Aves, Passeriformes, Paridae. Gene Ontology annotation, cellular component: phosphatidylinositol 3-kinase complex. Gene Ontology annotation, molecular function: 1-phosphatidylinositol-3-kinase regulator activity. Gene Ontology annotation, biological process: phosphatidylinositol phosphate biosynthetic process; intracellular signal transduction. The record is from RefSeq and is a predicted model, not a curated record.